AUGACAUCAAAAGAACAAAUAAAGACGCAAAAUAAUGUCUCUGAGGAAUUGAAAGGAAACAAUUUAUUUAUAGAAGAAAAUUUGGAUGAGUGGCGGCGAAAAAAAGAAGAACGAAAACCAUUAUGGACUUUAAAACAAAAAAAAGAAGAAUCAACUUAUGUUUAUGUUCCGUCUGUUAAAGUGUCCUUAGAACCUUCUAUUUUUUCUUCUAUAUACGCAACAGAUGGUUUUAUAACACCGUGUCGACAAAAAGAAAUAUUAAUAUUAAAAGAUGGGAAAAACAAAGAUAAAAUAAAAAUGCAACCUCAAAGUGCACCUGCAAAAAUAAAUAAAUCAUUUCAUGAAAAAUUCGAUAUUUAUUAUGAUGAAGAAACAUAUAUCGAAAUACCUGAAACAAAAACAAAUAUUGAAAUAUUUUCAUUAGAGAUGAACAAAGAAAACAUGUCUCCUAUGAAAUCCAAAUGGCUUUCAAGAAGAAAAAAGUAUCGUCUUUAA
This is a messenger RNA of Pneumocystis murina B123, 495 nucleotides long. RefSeq lists its product as hypothetical. The transcript has a single exon. NCBI's taxonomy places the organism in Eukaryota, Fungi, Ascomycota, Pneumocystomycetes, Pneumocystales, Pneumocystaceae. The record is from RefSeq and is a predicted model, not a curated record. The coding region runs from base 1 to 495 and encodes 164 amino acids.